Molecule: messenger RNA, 207 nt
Organism: Ascoidea rubescens DSM 1968
Lineage: Eukaryota; Fungi; Ascomycota; Saccharomycetes; Ascoideales; Ascoideaceae
Product: C2H2-type zinc finger protein
Exons: 1
Biological process (GO): regulation of transcription by RNA polymerase II
Cellular component (GO): PcG protein complex; transcription regulator complex
Molecular function (GO): RNA polymerase II cis-regulatory region sequence-specific DNA binding; DNA-binding transcription factor activity, RNA polymerase II-specific
Source: RefSeq, a predicted model, not a curated record
AGAAAAUACAAAUGCAAAAUUUGCGAAAAAAGUUUUACAACUUCUGGCCAUUUGGCAAGACACUCGAGGAUUCAUACAGGCGAAAGAAAACAUGUUUGUCCAUAUCCUGGAUGCGACUCUAGAUUUGCUAGACAAGAUAAUUGCAUGCAACAUUACAGAACUCAUUUGAAUCCAAAAAACAAAUCAAGAAAGAAGAAAACUUUAAAG